Panicum hallii is the source of this 1860-nucleotide messenger RNA. RefSeq lists its product as uncharacterized. The record is from RefSeq and is a predicted model, not a curated record. NCBI's taxonomy places the organism in Eukaryota, Viridiplantae, Streptophyta, Magnoliopsida, Poales, Poaceae. Bases 227 to 1534 code for a protein of 435 amino acids. The transcript has 3 exons.
AGUCCUCCUCGUCUUAUGGCUACCAGCCCCAAGAACAGCCUCCCAAUCCGAGUGAGGGAGGGAGACACGCGCCUGGCGUGCAAGCGGCAAUCCGACGGCACUGCCUCGGUUCCUCUCCUCGCUCGCCGGCCCCCAAUGGUGAUAACAUGAUAUUGCUGUGAAGUUUUGUGGCACUUGUAUCCCUUUUAACAAGAAGUCUAAGUUUCCAAGUGAUCCUUUUGAGCAAAUGGAAGGCAAUAACGUACCCCCUGAAAGCAUGAUGCAAGGGGCUCCUUAUGGCAGUUUAGACUUACAUGGCAACUCUGUGCAAACCCAUGCUCCAAACUCAGGAAAACAGAUCUUCAGCAACUCUCAGAUGCCUGGGACUUUCACAACGACUAUGAACAGGGCUACAGAGCCUGUUGACUUUCCUGGGUUUCAAUUCAAAGAACAUGGAAAGUGUGAUAAACACCAUCAUCACCACAGUCAUCACUCAAUUAACAGCAUGAGUGAUGACGAAGAACAUGAUAUGACUGAAGAUGCUACCGAUACCCCCAGUAGCAAAGGCAAGAAGGGCUCCCCGUGGCAUCGGAUGAAGUGGACAGAUACAAUGGUAAAGCUUUUAAUUACAGCAGUGUCAUACAGUGGAGAUGAUCAUGGUCCUGAUUUAGGUGGUGGCAGGAGGAACUUUACAAUAAUGCAGAAGAAGGGCAAAUGGAAGGCUAUAUCGAAGGUCAUGGGCGAGAGAGAAUGCCAUGUGUCACCACAGCAGUGCGAGGAUAAGUUCAAUGACCUUAACAAGAGAUACAAAAGGCUGACAGACAUCCUUGGCAGGGGUAUUGCUUGCAAUGUUGUGGCAAAUCCAGCACUUCUUGAUAGCAUGAAUCAUCUUUCUGAUAAGAAGAAAGAAGAUGCGAAGAAGAUACUUAGCUCAAAGCACCUGUUCUAUGAGGAGAUGUGUUCCUACCACAAUAACAACCGAGCGAAUUUGCCUGAAGAUCAUGCACUUCAGCAUUCACUACUUCUUGCCCUUAGAUGUAAAGAUGAGCAUGAUCCUCGGAGGGAUACAAGUGGAAAUGAUUAUGAAGAUGAUCAAAGCGUGGAUUCUGAUUAUGAGGAGAAUGAUGAAGAGCAACAUCAUGUGCAUGCAAACAUGAGGGAGCCAUCAACGCACAAAAGGCCACGCCAUGGUGAUGCAGCUUUGGUCACCUCAAGCUCUCAUAAAGGUAGUGAGAGGUCUGGUCCCCAUGGCAUCGAAGUGGAUAUCAACAAGGCUUUCCCGGAUGGAACCAACUGGUCUUUGAUGCAACAGGACUUGGCUUCACAAACACUAGAGAUUCAGAAACGUCUCUUGCAGAUUGAAGAAAAAGAUCUGGAACUCAAAAUGCAGCGUCUGAAGUGGGACCGAUACAGGAAGAAGAAAGACAGGGAGAUACAAAGAAUGGAGAUGGAGAAUGAACAAAUGAUGAUUGAGAAUAAACGCUUGGAAAAUGAGCUAAGACAGAAGGAGCUAGAGUUAGAGCUUAAGCUAAAAGGCCAGGCGAAUAAUGCAUGACCUUGGUUGAUCAACGCUUUGAUUCUGUGUUAAACUAGUCGCAGAUGCUUUCAAUUCAGAAUGGAGUUGUGCUUCUGGAAGAGGUGAAGGACUAAAGGUGCCGGAUUGGAGUAGACUCCGACAACCAUUUCUGUGCGUAUGACUUGGUUAUGUCUGAUGUACUGGUUGUGCCUACUGCUUGCAACAUUCCCCGCUUGGGCAGUAGCAGUAUUGGGCUUGAUGUGCUGCGUCUGUAAGGCUGUAACUUGAAGUAUUUCGUAGUAUUUCUUCAGCAUUUAUGUCAAGGUGAGAAAAGGGGAGGAAUAAUUCCUUCUAUGUGGAUUUAA